GGAGGAGCAGCAAGUACUCCUAACUGCUGAACCAUCUCUUCAGCCCUACACUUUGUUAAUUGAAUUACUUGGUUCUUUGACAGUUUGUGUCUAUUUUAAAAGCCUUCUGAUUACUGGUGCUCCACACACAGCUCAGAAGUACUCCCUAUGAAACCUGUCCUACAUUCAUGUCUCUGGUUGUUUUGUGCCAGCUGGGGUUUUUGUGUUAGUUCGUUCGUUGUUGAUGUGAUGUCUCACUGAGUUUCCUCGACUGAGCAGACGCACGUGUGAUACAAGGAGAAGCAUCCACCUUAGAGAAAGGGACAGGUCAGGUUUGCCCUCCUGCCCAGGGCUAUCCGCCCUGUUGGGUGUUAGAGUAGAUGGAGGUUAUACAUGUGCUCUGUGAACUUGGAUGGAGGAGUCAUUAGAUUGUAUAUGCAGAAGAAUUGAGAGAAUGUGGGCCUGAGUGAGCUGUGAGCAGGUUAGGGACACCCAACAGCUUUGUCCUGGUGCUCCAUAUAGAAGCUCUCAUCUCUGUCUUGCCAGGUCCACUUCGGGAGUCACUGCCUUAGACAUCCAUGUGCCUCUUUGGUAAAGCAUACCCAUGAGAGUGUGGGGUCAUUGUGGUGCUAGUGUUUCCCAGAGGUGAUCAGGGGGAGAUGACAUGCUGUUUGUGAUACAGUAGCUGUGUGAACUUAACUUGUCCUAGAUUUCAAGUGUGCUGGGUUAAAGUGCCUUCUGCUUGGGCUCUCUCUUAAGUUACCCAUCUAGGUACACAGGGGACAUGUGCGGAGACCUGCAGACAGCACGGAGGAGUUCCGUGAAAGCUCUGCAGGCUGCUAGGCUUUGUCCUAAUAGGACUCCUGCUUCUGAACUCAACACCCUCAGCCGAGGGUCGGUUCCCAGAAACCAGUCAUACUGGUGCCUGUCAUCUGAAAACCACUGGUUGAAUGAGAAGAAGGUGGCAGGGCUUUGUGGCGUGUGGGGUUAUAACUCACAUGGCUGCAGCCAGUGUGACUCCCCCUGGCUCCCUAGACCUGCUGCAGCCCGGCUUCUCCAAGACCCUCCUGGGGACCAAGUUAGAAGCCAAGUACCUGUGCUCAGCCUGCAGAAACAUCUUGCGGAGGCCCUUCCAGGCCCAGUGUGGUCACCGCUACUGUUCCUUCUGCCUGACCAGCAUCCUCAGAGCUGCCACGAAGGGCUAUGCCCAUUCCUGCUCACCGAGUGUCCUGCAUGUAAAGUCCUGGUCCGCCUCAGCGAGAAGGAGCACCACACUGAGCAGGAAUGCCCCAAAAGGAGCCUGAGCUGCCAGCACUGCAGGGCAUCCUGUAGCCAUUCAGACCUGGAGGUACACUACGAGGUCUGCCCUAAGUUCCCCUUAACCUGUGAAGGCUGCGGCAAGAAGAAGAUCUCUCGGGAAAAGUUUCAGGACCAUGUUAGAUCAUGCACCAAGUGUCGGGUUCCCUGCAGAUUCCACACCAUCGGCUGUCCUGAGAUGGUGGAGACUGAGGAGCUUCAGGAGCAUGAGGUGCAGAGGCUGCGGGAACACCUGGCCCUGUUGCUGAGCUCGUUCCUGGAGUCCCCAGCCUCACAGGCAAGCCAGAACCAGGCGGGGCCGGAGCUGCUGCAGCGCUGCCACACUUUGGAGCAGAAGACAGCCACCUUCGAGAACAUUGUCUGCGUCCUGAACCGGGAAGUAGAGCGGGUGGCAGUGACUGCAGAGGCUUGUAGCCGGCAGCAUCGGCUAGACCAGGACAAGAUUGAGGCCCUGAGUAACAAGGUGCAGCAACUAGAGAGGAGCAUUGGCCUCAAGGACCUUGCCAUGGCCGACCUGGAGCAGAAGGUCUCAGAGUUGGAAGCAUCCACCUAUGAUGGAGUCUUCAUCUGGAAGAUCUCAGACUUUGCCAGGAAGCGUCAGGAAGCUGUAGCUGGCCGUACACCUGCUAUCUUCUCCCCAGCCUUCUACACAAGCAGAUACGGCUACAAGAUGUGUCUGCGAGUCUACUUGAAUGGCGAUGGCACUGGGCGGGGAACUCAUCUGUCUCUUUUCUUCGUGGUGAUGAAAGGCCCCAAUGAUGCCCUCUUGCGGUGGCCUUUUAAUCAGAAGGUAACAUUGAUGUUGCUGGACCAGAACAACCGGGAGCAUGUAAUCGACGCAUUCAGGCCUGAUGUGACCUCAUCCUCCUUCCAGAGGCCUGUCAGUGACAUGAAUAUCGCCAGCGGCUGCCCCCUCUUCUGCCCUGUGUCCAAGAUGGAGGCCAAGAAUUCCUAUGUGCGGGAUGAUGCUAUCUUCAUCAAAGCUAUUGUGGACCUAACGGGACUCUAGCCACCUGUACUAGGAACAGCAGCUCAGUGAGGAGCUGCCACACUGGGCCAGGGCCCUGCCACACAAGGGUGGGCAGGCUUGGUGCAAGCGCUGGGAAGGGCCUCCGCCUGAGCCAGUCACCAUCACACGGAAAGGCAGGACGGAGCCUCCAGUUGGUCCUCAACUGGUGGACUGAGUGGGGGGGUCCAUUCAGCUCAGGGUCCUUGUGGGACCAGCUGGGGUCUUCUCAGCUUUCCAGUAGAAAAGUUCUCGCUGUCUUUUCUGUCUGGGGAAGGGAGAGGCCCUUGGGUGGGGUACUCAGAAAGAGCCUGGAGAGAGAGAGAGAGGGGGCUUCAGAGCUCCACCAGCAGCAAGAGUGUGGUGGUCGAACUUACCCACUCUGGCUUGUGGCAAGGAGGUAGGGGCUCACAGGAGAAGGGCAUCCACCUGCAGAGCCCAGCCCAGGGGAGAAGCACUCUGAGACACAGGCACGCACUGGAAAAGGCCUGCCUGGGCUGCACAGCCCUGCCAGGUGGCCUGUAUUGAGGAGAAGUGAUUAAACUAUUCAGAAGUCUAUGACAAGUGGUGUUCAUCUGGCUCCAGGAUGCCUGCUGUGUCCAGCCUAGGUAGAAAUGGCCCUCUGGGGCUUCUGCUUUCCUCUUCACAUUGACUGUCUGUUCCUUAUACCCUUCAAGCCCAGGGCUCCAUGUGAGCACUCCAUCAUGGGUCUGCCUGUGUAGAAGUGAAGGACUGACCCUUGCCUGGCUCAUGUUCAAGGUUGUUUCCUCAGGGUUCUGGCCUGGUUCACUCUUUGGACUGAGGUUGGAAUAGAGGCACCAUGGUCUAGGUACGGGACAUGUCUGUUAGUCAGAAGGCAUAUCCAAUCUCCAUGGGUCCGCUUUCAAGUCACCACAAUAGGAAAUGGGGAGAGCACCAGGGUGGACCCAUCCAUGCCCAUCUCGGUGAGCCUGCUGUGAUUGAGGAAACAUUGCUGUCUAGACCUGUUCAGGUUCCUGCUCUGUCUGAAUUUUCACUCUGUAUGUGCUGGCUUUGAAAGUAUACGGAAACAGCAUGGGAUGGCAUCAUGGCGGAGGACUAGCUUCCCCUGACUGCCCUGUGGCUUUCUGGUGGAGGACAGACAUCUUGUUUUUUUCUCCUGCGUCUGUGCCUUGAGUUCGUAAGCUGGACCAGGGUCUAGGCCCGCCUGUCACCUGUGGCCCCAGGAGAGCUGGGGUUACGUGGCUGUCCCUUAGGUAUUUGUACUUGCUCUAGAGAACUACAUCAGGGGCCUUCGUGGGGCUGUGUGUGACCUGUGUGCCUUGUAGUAACUUACUUAUACUUCUCUGAGGACUGACUUUACCAGCUUUAUUGCUCUGGAAUUUCUCCAUAGGAACUGCCCAUUUCUGUCCAUUUUUCUACUUACUUUCUUCCUGCUUGGUAAAAGUUUCUGGUCUUUCUAACAUUGA
Peromyscus maniculatus bairdii (prairie deer mouse) is the source of this 3750-nucleotide messenger RNA. Lineage: Eukaryota; Metazoa; Chordata; Mammalia; Rodentia; Cricetidae. The record is from RefSeq and is a predicted model, not a curated record.